CAGGGCCACCAGCAGCAGGUCCAAGAGAAGGGCGAAGAGCAGGUUCAUGAGCACCUCGCGCCCGGCCCAGCUGUCACUCCUGGCCAGGCAGUAGAGGGUCCCCAGGAGCCAAGGGAUGCCGUGUCCCGAGAUCUCCAGCAGCUUCAUAAGGGGCCGCAUGCUACCCCAGGACGAGCUCUCCCCGGCGCACACCCCCAGCUUCUUGGACAGCCACAGGUCGAUUGCUAGCAGGGAGCGCAGGGCGAUGCCUAAGAAGGACGGAUUCAGGUCCAUGCGGUCUUCCUCGGGCAGCGGGAUCGGGGCUGCCUGCGAGGGGCCCGCCCCGGCCAAGGGGAAGGAGCCGCGGCGGUGCACCGGGCUGUCGGACGCGCGGAGCCGGGCGCAGAUUUCUUGCCCAGGGGUAUUCCUUCCUGACAAACAAGAUGUGUACCUUGGGGUGUACCUCCUAAAUCAGUACCUGGAGACGGACUGCUUUCCCUCUGUGUUCCCUAUUAUGAUUCAGCAGAGCAUGAGGUUUGAAAAGGUAUUUGAAAAUGCAAUAGAUCCUGGGGCUGUAGCAGACAUUUUAGAAAGCUUCCUAACCAGGUUUGAAUUAAUACAGCUAGUACCUCCAGUAUGGGAGGAGUUGGCCUGCUAUGAAGAAAACACACGGGAUUUCCUUUUCCCUGAACCCAAGCUGACACCUUCGCUCCCUGGGAUGUGCCGGGAGGUGCUCAUGAAGACAAUCGCGGGGUUUCCAGGCAUUGCUCCCAAAAUAGAGUUUUCUACAAGGACAGCCAUCAGAGAACGUGUGUUUCUACAAAGAAACAGAUUUCCUGAAGAAAGAUAUAAUAACUCAGGAAGGCCUUUAUCUGCAACAGAUGGACCCAAACUCCCCUUAAAUAAUACGAAGAGGAAGCCAAAGGACAGUAAUCUCAACAGACUGCCCCAAAGCAUGCAAACCCGCGUUCCCUCUCCCGUGUCCGCCCGACGCUGCUUUCACGACCAGCCUGCUCAGCUGAACCUUGGAAAUAACAUCAGGCUCUCCGGGGGAAGCAAACCUCCAUUUGUAGUGAGACAUGUGGACAGUGCAAAGCCUUUUGGCGAGAAUAUUUCAGAGUAUCAGUCCCGAAAGUCGAGAAGAAAACUUAAGUUUUCCAACUUGCCUUUUCCGGGGAGAAGAGCUGCUUCUCUUGACAGCCUUGCCGCUAACGUAAAGGUUAUCAAAGAGCCAGAUGAACGGAUUGUUUUAAGGAAAGAAUCAUCGUCACCCUUCGAUUCAAGUAAGUUCGGAAAACCCUCGCCCAGUUACAGUAACCAUGGGGAUGCCGAUUUCCUCAGGGAAGCUUCGCUUGCCACCUCCCAGCAUUCCAGAUCCGCCAGCCCUCUUCUGGAUGAGCCCCUUCUCUGCGAUGAAAGGUUCCGCCCUUGCUCUCAGUCCUCCUGGAGGAAGAUCCAUGAAAGGGUGUGCAGUCUCCUGACAUCCCACAGAGCUCAGCAAAACCUGCACAAGGAAUAUUCUGUCUCUGGAGCAAAGUAUAUCAUCGAAAGACCAAGCUACCUGGUGAAGGCAUACCCAGUGCAUGAACAGAGAUAUUUUUAAGCUGCUGUCUUUUGUGUGAAACUUCCAGCUGCACAAGGGAACCUGAAGGAGAGUGGGAGGAG
Lontra canadensis (Northern American river otter) is the source of this 1644-nucleotide messenger RNA. It is a transcript of the gene SPATA6L, whose product is annotated as spermatogenesis associated 6 like. Gene Ontology annotation, molecular function: myosin light chain binding. Gene Ontology annotation, biological process: spermatogenesis. The record is from RefSeq and is a predicted model, not a curated record. The transcript has 13 exons. NCBI's taxonomy places the organism in Eukaryota, Metazoa, Chordata, Mammalia, Carnivora, Mustelidae. The coding region runs from base 116 to 1582 and encodes 488 amino acids.